Messenger RNA from Neodiprion virginianus, 12883 nucleotides. RefSeq names its product vacuolar protein sorting-associated protein 13B (gene Vps13B). The record is from RefSeq and is a predicted model, not a curated record. The coding region runs from base 376 to 11757 and encodes 3793 amino acids. NCBI's taxonomy places the organism in Eukaryota, Metazoa, Arthropoda, Insecta, Hymenoptera, Diprionidae. The transcript has 51 exons.
AAUGAACGUCAAAAAUGUAUAUGAGGUGCCUUUUAAUUGUUGUCUGCUACACGAUUUUGUAUUGAACAAAUUGAUUAAAAAACACAUUUUUAUAUAUGAAGCGCAUACAUUUUGACUGUUGAAAAUGCUCAUAUUUCGAGUUUAUGUUAUUUUGACAACUGGCUUAGCGAGCUAGGCUGCGACUGGUGCGGAUACAACUUUAAAGAAAAGUUGAUGUUUUGAGGUUAUAUCAUCGUGUUUUUGUAACACGGUACGAUUGUGAGUCACAGAUAAGAAAAUUUGCUGUCAUCUGGAAAGUCUAAACAUAUCGUGGUCUUUUGAAAUUGUACCGAAGUUUGCAUAAAGCAUGUAUAGCGAGCCAAAGCUUCAGCUACAAUGUUCAAUUUGGAAUCAUACAUAACACCUGUUAUACUCAGCUAUGUUGAGAAAUAUGUUAAAAACUUCAAACCGGAACAGUCACAGGUUUCUUUGUGGGGUGGCGAUGCCUCAUUUCAAAACUUAGACUUGCGGUUGGAAGUUUUAGAAGAACAGCUAAAUUUGCCAUUCAGCUUUGUCAGUGGACAUAUUCAUGAGCUGCUCAUUCAUGUUCCUUGGGUAAAAAUAACCUCAGAACCAAUCGUAGUGACCAUCAAUACCAUAGAGUGCAUUCUAAAGCUCAAGGAUGAAAACCAGGCAGAAGCCAGUACACGCAAACCAGCGAAGAAGAAAAAGGAAGAAAAAGAGGAAGAAGCUCCUCCCGGAUAUAUAAAGAGUAUGGUGACAAAGGUUGUUAACAAUAUAACGAUCAAUUGUAACAACUUGAUACUGAAAUAUGUCGAAGAAGAUAUAGUUUUGAGUGUGAACAUCAGAUUCCUCAGCAUGCAGACUGUUAAUAACAAAUGGGAACCAGCAUUCACGGGUAAUCAGUCUAAAAAGAUUGACGAUGUCAGCAGUUAUGAAGUUCUUCUUAGGAAGGUCAUAACAAUACAAGAUCUAACUUUGUGCUUAGAUAAAAUGGAUGCGUCGGGUAAAAUAGAAGUUUAUCAGGAUCCUGUUUUGUAUCGGUGCUCGAUGAUCAUACGGCUUAUAGUAAACUAUCAUAGUAAUACAGCAAAACGUGCUUCUGUAACGAGACUCGACCUCCACUGUGAAAAAAUGGAAUUCAGUAUGACGGAGCAACAGAUUCCCAUGCUGCUCCGAUUGAUAGCAUUGGUAAUCGCUUUACAAAGUAAAAUGUUGCCAUCAAAUAAAGAAAGAUCGUUGAUAUCUAUGGAAGAUGGUAUAGAAAACGAGCAUGAAGAUGAUUCAGAAUCGGAAACUGCAUCGCAUCAGGAGGGCAGAAGCUGGGCUGGUUGGGCUUGGAACAUGGUUCCAUCAGUUUUGCCAGUUCAUUGGGAUAAUGAUUGGUCCAGUGAACAGCUGAUGGCAUAUACUGGUCACACGAUACACAUGGGCUUCUAUGUUAACGAUGCAACUGUAACUUUCAAGACAACGGACAGCGUUAAGGAGCAGCUGUUUUACAAACCGCGCAAAAUUAGGUACACGUCGUUUAUGUCGCUGAAGUUGAACGGAGUUGUGAUAGAUGUAUUGCAUCAAGAUAUGACGUGGACUAGUAUGCAGGCCGGACUGGGUAGUAUACAUCUUUUCCCUAGAGGGUCGUGCAGUUGUGGUCACCCAGAAGUUAUAGACGGAGCACAGCCGCCUCUGUAUGUUACUGCUGGAAAAGUUGGCAAUAACCAUUUGAAGGAUUCUUUAUUCGACGCAGAAGCCGUAGAGAAUAAAGAGAAAAAAAGAGUUUACAAGCGUGACAUCGACUAUCAUCUUGCAACUGUUACUGUGGAAAGUUUAUUAGAACGGUGUCCAGCCUUCGUAAUGGAUUAUGUGUACCUAAUCGAUUUACCCGAUGACAUAACGCCGGAGAAAGUAUCUGAAUUCAAUUCGAACUUUGAAUACAGCAAUUUCCAUGAGCACAGAGUAGUGCGAUACGUAGUUGGUGAUGUAACAGUGCGGAUGUGCUCAGGGCUAUUUCAUCGUCUAGAAUCAAUCAAACAAGCAGCGAUGAAGUAUGAUUACGAACCUUACAUAGUUCCGAAACCUGAGCCGACCAUCGACGAGUUGCCUCCAGUUACAGUUGAAGAGUACGAUGCUCUGAGGGAAAAUAUAUCAAGGGUUGAAAUAAAGCUGAUUUUAAUCAGUGGUUGUGUUGAAUUGCAAUUAGCUGAGCACCAAAUCACUGGCCUACCCCGGAAAAGAAAACUUGUGGAAAAAAAGACGGCGCCACUGACUCCUGCACUAUCCGACGAUCCGGUCUUGAGUAUAGAAUGGGAUAAAUUAUUGAUAGACAUAGAUCAGCCAAUGUAUCCACACCGUUUGGUGGCAUGUGCAUGCAAACAAACUGACUUGCCUCCAGAUAUGUUGAACUCUUGCCACAGGGUUAUACACGGGGUGGUACAUGGUGUCAAGUGUCAGCUUUGUUUGACCAGAAAAAGUCGGACAACGUUAGUUAUGCCUUUCACAAUUCAGUAUUCGAUGAAAAUGCUGUUGUAUCCGCAAUACUGGCUCAGCCUGGACAUGGAACACGUUUUUCACUAUUUUCAAAUCGAUGGUAUCACAGUCACCGGUACAAAGGUGAAGCUUAUGGUCGCAACGUCAAUUGUAUCAUCUUUGAUAAAUCCCGAAAAUACGCUUAACCCCUUGAUAUGCUCAUCACUUUUCAACGAUGCUUGUCAAGAAAAAGAUCCUGUGUAUCUCGAAUUAUGCUUGGAAGGCAUAAGUGGAAAGAGUAUAUCAUCCAAUGCAACAAUUUCCAACGUUCUCGAUAUAUCUUCCGCCAAAGUAUUUCUACUCAAUGAUUUCCAACAAGCCUUUGUUGUUUCUGGCCCUGAAAGUGAUCAUUCCAGCGACGCAGAUUCAAAACCAUUAUUAAAAGCUGUGGUACAGUUUUCAAAAGACCCAAGAAAGCAGUUUCAUCCACCAAUUCUGUCAUUCCAAGUAUCAGAGAUUAGAGGCUCGUUGGAUCCUUUAUUUGCACAGUGGCUGCAGUAUCAUCCAGUUUACUAUAAAUUGGAUCAAGUUGACAUACCUCAGUCUGAAGCUAGCAUCCAGCCACAAAUGCCUGACGAAACAUCGCCGGAUACAUCUGUACGCAAGAAAAAUUUUCCAGGCAUAAGUCAGAGUGUUCAUAGCUCCUCGGAUCAAGAGAAACGUAAAUCUGGGAUGACUUUGGAUGAAUUUAAUCCUGUCUCAAAAGCUGAUGACCUGCCAAAGUCGGAGCACAAAGCCGAAGCUUUAUCGUCGCACUCUAACUUACAGAAAAUGGGGGUAUUGGACAGGAUAGUCGAUUGGUAUCCGGAAUGGUGUGGACUUGUGUUAAGUGGCUGUAUAGGGCAUAUUGUUGUUUAUAUCCCAACCACAACGAUGAGUUGCAUUGGCGUCCAUGGUAUUGAACAAGCAAAAGACCAAGCAUUGAAAGAAGAUCCAAAUCUGCAAAUUCUAGUCAUAAAAACACCCUCUCUCUACCUUAAUUCAGUGAAUAUGCAGGUCGAAAUUUUAUCACUUUAUAUCAAAGACUUACCUGUGAAAUUACCAAGAACAAUGUGGAGCCCUGAAACCCAAAGUUUUCCAUGGACAGUAAAUGUGAAUGAUUUUCAUUGCUACACACUUCAAAGAGAAACACAGAAGAAUUUUAUCAAAAAAGUUUCUCUAAAUGCCACGGUCGGAUUAACUGCCAAAACUUCAUCAGAAGCUUCUGCAACAUCGGGCAACAAAUUGACAGCUCUAAGCUUGUGCGUUCAUGUCGACACAACACCCAUUACCAUUUCCAUCUCGGAGGAACAGGUAUUAUUCAUGAGUAGCAUUGCAGUAAAUGUACUCAAUGUUAUGCGAAAUAUACGCCCGAGAAGGACUGCCAAGAUUAUCGUAGACACUCCAGUUGAAGUACAAACCGUUCUUCCUACAUUGGCGCAGUCGAGUCCAAAUCAAACAUUAUUCCGAGAAGAUAGCACCGUUACCUCAACAGUAUCGACUACCAAAGAGGAACCUGAACAGAAUGCAGACGGUCUAACUUUAACGGCUUGGGUUCAAUGGACGAUCAACAAGUUGGCAGUAAAAUUAUAUAUAAUGGGACAGCCAGAAAUUUCUUCGUUAAAACUAGUACUGGAAUUGGAAGAUAUUAUCACCUCCUUAGAUCUACAGCCUGUUUAUCUCAAACUGAAAACUAAGAUUACGACGGCUACGAUUUUUAAUUAUAUCAAAACACCAAACGCUCAAAUUUGGGAUCUUGGAGAAUAUGGCGGCUUGGUAAUGUGUGGAAAGGAGGAUAAUUUGGAAAAGGGAGAAGACUCCGGCUUUCUGAGCUUAACUCUUACCAGAGCAAAAUGUGGCAAUGUACACACUCGUUGGGUCGCACAUAAGCGUCAUAAAAUGCAACGGAUCGUAUCAAAAUCAGACUCAAGCCAACUCACGAGCAGCUAUAUAAGCGAAGUAGUAAUCAAAAUGCAAAUGCUGGACAUAGUUUUACCCUUAAGUAUUAUCGGCAAGUAUACGCAGCUGAUUGAACCUUUCAUGAGAUUGACUGGAUGUUCUAGCAAUGAUAUUGUUGAUAAUUCGCAAGAAAAGAUAGCUGCUUCAUCAUUGAGCAGUUUCACGAAUUUGAGAAACGAUUCGUUACCGCUCGUUUAUCUUGAAUUCAAAGGCUGUAGGCUGAUGUUGCCUGCUUCUACCAUGGCUAAAUAUGGGCUACUUCACGACUUACUAAUUAUACAGUUAGACGGCAUCAGUAUUACUCCACAUGCGGAAAAUCCAAUCUGUAGAAUACCUAUUCGAUCAGAUAUAUAUCAACUGGCAGCCCAAGCAAAUAUGUUGCGCAUACCUGGAUCAGCUGUGGAAGAUCGACAAUAUCAAAUCAAUGUGAAAGGUGUAUGCGCCGACACAACGACUUGGAAAAAUUAUCAACUCAGUACGACGAAGAGAACCUCGCAGUCGUAUUUAUACACUAUGAAUGAGAAUCCAGCGCUAGAAUGGAACAAAUUGAGCAGUGGAAGUAGCCUAGAGCCCAGCCUCUGCACAUUUCCGAUAAUUACUAGGUUCGAUCUCUGCCUGAUCAUAGCGCCAGCAACAAUAUUUAAACCUGAAACUAUUGUGUGCGGUAAUGCGGUGGAAAUAAAUUGUUUGACGGAUAUCGAUGUGACGAUAAAUUUGAAUCAAAUCAAACUUAUUUCCACGCUCACCAAUGAGUUUGAAACAUUUGUCGUUGGCAUAACUAAGGAUAAUGAUGACUCUCGGCUUUUGACCAAAUUACCGACUGUCAAGCAGCCUUGGUGUGCGCCAAUAUUGGAAGAAGCAGAUAUAGAUUUUGCUAGAGACAGUGGCGUCGAUUUUGAAAUGUCCAGUAUGAACUCUACUAUAAUUGGUAAAUCAACGCGACGUGGUGCUGCUUUACUAUCACCAUUUGAGUUUCUGGUUAAUUGUGGCAAAAUCACAUUUGUUCUUUAUGAAACCAAGGAAGCAUCUGCCGAUUCCGAAUAUCACACGGAUCCAAAUGAAAUAGGUGAUGAUAACAUUGAUGUAAAACAACCAUUGCUUUACGUCAUGAUUGAUCAGCCCAAUAUUUAUAUCUCUCAACACAAUCUAACGCAGAAAUUACAAGUAACAUGCUUCGACAUAGCAGCAUCACUUGGAAGCGAGGAAAAGAAACAAUCAGCGUCAGUGCCUACACGAACAGACUUUGAUGUUUGUUUAAUCGAGACGAGAAGCGGUGACCCGCACAAUGACACUGGAAUACCACCAUCUUUUUUAACAAUAAAGUGCCAUUGGCAUCCAACAAAAAAUCCACAUUACUGUGUCAACUUGGGACGACCGACAAAGAUUCAUUGUUCUCUGUCCAGGCUGAAUUUCAUCGAAUCAAUAAAAAAUAAUCUGAUGGCGUGUUAUUUGGAUGAAAAUAGCGCUAAACAACCAACAUAUUGUCCGAAGGGUUUGAAUCUUCCUGCCGAACAAUCGUCCUCUAGAAUGAUACACAAUAAGUACAACAUUCCAGAUCUGAACGUAUCUACAAAACAAUUGGUAAUGUCGUUGAAAACUGAUUCUGGGUCAGAAAUCGUUGCCAGCAUAGCUGCACUCACUGGAAAUACGUCGACGGCAAUCAGACCUGAGAGAAUUUACAAAAAUGUGUCUUUGGAUUCGUUGAUAAUUUCGGUUGUACUGGAUGGCAAUAUGAAAGUCCUGUUAAACCCGUGGUGUUGUAAUAUCACAAUUUAUCUCCUUUGGGAAACGUGGCAGGAUAUCGACACUCUUCCGCAAAUACAAGUUCAAGCAGAGAGUGAAAGUCUUUACCUAGACGUCGGACCUGAGCAGAUAAAAAUAAUAUCUACCGUGAUGCAAGAGUGCCAAAUUAUCGCGAAUUUAAUCAGUUCGUCAUUGUCGUCAGAACAGGAGCAAGAUGACGGUGAAGAAAAAACUGAGAAAAAAUUCAUGGCUUCAUACUCCGAGCAACAUUACAAAGACGAUUUAAAAGCUGGUGCAUUUCAGUUCAUCGAUGGUAACGGAGAUGAACUCCCUUUUCCUUAUCAAGUGGUAUUUUUGACUUGUCCGCAACAGGCAAUGGCAUGGCGAUAUCCGCAACCAAGAGCAUUGACAAAAUUACAUGUUUCUCCAGUACCAUUCAAGACGUCAGUACUCGAGGAAGAAUGCGAGGAGCGAGUACCAUGUAGCAUAGAAUACUGGAGUGAGAGUCACUCGGCAUAUCAGCAUUAUGCAGACUUUUACCUCUCUGAGACGGACAGUUACCGAUUGGAUUUUCCCAAUAAAACGCCAGCCCGGGCAGUGGCCUGCAUUUGGCGGGUAGUUCUGAACCAACCGAACUGUCAAACCUAUGCAAAGACACUUGUCUCAGCUCGUGCUCUUGCUGCGUGUCUGAGAAUCGAUUCGUACUUCAACCCUACGAUAGUGCCAAACCUGCAAGCUGCAUUGAACAUUGGUGCCAUUCACGUUGCUUUUUAUAACAACGUCGACUCGUGCAGUUACGACAUACUGCCGCCACCGCUAAAUAAUUAUACUCUGGAUGUCACGAUUCCAGAAACGCAGUGCUACCUCAUCUGUGAACACAGAAAGGCCAUUGUCGUGCUUAACAGAUGGGCAGACGGAGUGCUGAUGUUCGAUAUAGGCGGCGUUCUCAGCAUUCGAGUACUUGAUUACGGACUAUUGAAUAUGCACGAAGUGCUUGACCCGUUGGAAGGGAAAGUUCAGUUAUCCAUUGCCGACACUGUCGAGCUUUCGGUCAUUUGCAAUCCAUUCUCAUUGAAAUUCAGUCCUGCAAUUAGCCACACUUUAGCAGUUUCUGCGCAUCUGUGGGCAAUGGCUUUUGAUGGUGAAAUUAAAAACGUCGUUGUGCUGUCGAGAUACGUUGUUGCAAAUGACAGCAAUAUUUCAAUUAGAUUUGGUCAGAGUGGGACGAACGACAAUAUCAUACUCCAAACUAGACAGUGUCACUUUUAUUCUUGGCGCCACGUCAACAAUCAGACACUGCGCAUUGCUGUCGAACAUAGCGGAUGGACCUGGAGCCAGCCUUUCUCUGUUCACAGGAAUGGAAUACAGAUGAUUGAUUUUGGCAUUAAUGGAUCCAGGAACAUUGCGAUUUUUGUAAACGUUACGUCGCUAUCCGCGACACAGAAAUUGAUCACUUUCUCCGGACAGCUUAUAAUCACAAACCAAAUGGUAGACAAUUUCGAAAUGAAACUAGUCAAGUAUGAGGUGACUACAGAAACGACAAUAGUUCCUUCGAGAGAGAUACACAUUAUCAAAGGGAAAAGUCAACCAUCCUCGAUUGUAUUGGAAAACGGGAAAUACAUGGCUAUGCGAUUGCGGUUUUCAAGUUUGACUAAUUUAUCAUGGACGGGUGACAUUCCGCUUCAGCCUAAUACAAAGUGUAGUCAGCCGUGGCUCGUCAAAGUACCUUUGCAAGAGCGUGGACAAUUUCUCAGCAUCUGGGUGAGAAUAGUUGUACAAUCUAUUCACGGUCGGACCAAAGUGCUUGCUGUAAUAAGUCCACUUUAUAUGAUUCGUUCCUACUUGCCUGUGCCAGUAAAUGUACAGAUGGAAACUCCUUCGUUGAAAGUUUCAUUAUCCGCUAGUGUCAACGGCAGAGGAGAAAGACAGCAAUUGUACUGUCCUGGAACUUUUGAACAUUUCCAUCAAUUAACCUUUCAACUCGAAUCCGGAAUAUCUGCGUCAAAUCCUUACGUACCGCUGUCGUACAGCUCGGUGUAUCAGAGGAAAUUUUUUAAAAGGCCGGACAGUGAGGAUGUUGAAGUAAUUUUGAAAGAGUUACAAAUGCAGAAGGAUGAAAUCCAGUGGCCCUUCCAAGGCGACGACAUGCUCGAAUGGGUAUCGACAGAACAGCCUCAAACACAUGUCCAAGUAAAAUAUCAGGAAGCUGGACUAGUUUCUAGCACACUCUUGCUGGAACUACAGCCAUGGUGUUUUAUACUCAACUCUUUAGGAUGUCAUCUGUCCCUUGUGUCUGAGGAUAUAGAACUUUGUCAAGUUCCGCAUUAUGGGAUCGUCACUCCGCCGAAACUAGAUGGAACAUUUCACUUCGGCGUUGGGCUCGGUGACACUUACUACACAUCUCCAGCACUUCAACUGGCUCGUCCUGAUUGGAGUCAAAGCUUUUACAUGCCUCGGGUCGGAGGUCUCAUUCCAGUUGAGGGUAACAUGAAAACGGCUGUUGACUGUGGCAAUAGUUUGUGUAUGGUCAGCGUGAACUCGAGUAUGCACGACGACAUGAGAUUAGUGCGUGUUUCGAGCAGUCAUGUAAUUGCGAAUCUAACACCUCAAGAAAUGUGCGUUGCAACCCUCGCUGUGAACGACGCAUUAUCCAAUCUGCAAAUACCAGCUGAUCUUACUCCGUACAGCUUAAACAUUCUCGCAUCCGAGGAUCAGAAGUAUGCUACUCCGAUAGUACAAUGGCACUUGUUGCCUGAUCAACAAUUCGUUGAGCCAAUGGCAUUGUACGUAUCCUUAAGUUUGGGCCACCGAUGGUCUUGCCCGAUACGAGUCGAUCAAGGCAUGAGUCGUCGAUGCCUUGCUAUUCCGAAUGGAUCUGCAACUAUGCCAAUAGUGGUUACUACUCAAGAAGAUAAGGGUACCACGUACAUUACCAUUCAUGUCGAUAAGCAUCCUCAACUGCUGAUAAGUAAUGGGUGCAAUUUCAAAAUUCUUCUUGGCCAGUCAAACGCGGAUUUAACUGGAAUAUUGGCUGAAAUACCCCAUUUUUCCUGGAUUUGUGAAAUUGAAAGUGGCGGUUCCUGCCACUACUCACUACCAGCUAUCGGCAGUCGAUUGCCAGAUUCGCCAGCUUUGAGCACCACACCAUUGUUACUUUUGAGCGCUGUGGCAAAUAGCAGUAGCGAGAUUUCUGAACAGACACUGAAAUGGUCUCGAGGAGUAAGUCUCUCGGCAAUGGCAUCUGUUCCAUCUGAUCAAUAUGUCAGGCUUCCGCACCACGGAGAUGUGAAACUAAUAAUGUACACUCGGUGCUACACAACAUACAUUAACAUUCUUCCAAUAUCACAGGUGGAGAUAUCAGCUAGAGAUAUAAGAAGUAGAUUAUUUCACAAUGAAAAUAGAGAAAAUUAUAUGGAGAUCAUUUCUAAGCAACAACUCGCCAAUAUCUCAGAUGAAAGUAUGACGCCUUUGAUCAAUCAAAGUUCACCUAGUUCGACAUCGGUAACAAGCUUUUACUCUGCUCAUGAAGAAAUCCCGGGAACAGUUCCGACCACAUCUUCGCAACGUAAUAUAAAACAGUUAACAUCCAAAUCGAGACAGAUUACGAAAACCCAUCCAUCUCAUGAUAAAUGUAAAACGAUUUUAGAAUCUAGAGAGAUGCAGAAGCGUGACAGAUCUAUUACUGUUUACCUUCGUGGUGUAACACUUACCAUAACCCAGGAUAUUAAUGAAAAUGCGCAAACCAUUGAAGUGGCUAGUCUGACCAUAAGUGAUUUAUUCAUCACAAUGGAACCGAAUCAAAACAUUUUAUCCACAUGGAUUUGCAUCGGAGAUCUGCAGCUGGACAAUCAAAUGUUCGACCAGGGUGGCUUCGAUUUUCCAGUUGUACUAAUAGGCCAAAAUCCAAUUUCGAGAAAGGAUCUCACUUUCUCUUUAAACAGCCAUUUGAGUAACGUGUUUGCACAGUUACAGAAAAAUUCUUUGUUAACUGUCAACAUUAUGUAUGAAAAUGAGGGGUACAUAUCAGGUGUGAAGGAUGUUCGAAUUACGUUGGCACCAGUCAGUGCUUACAUUGAGGAUACAUACAUAACACAGCUUUUGGACUACGCAACAUCGUUGGUACCGCCAUGUUUUGUGAUGCCACCUGAUAAUGUUAGAAAGUUACAGGCCAUGCCGAUGUCGUCUAGCGUUUACGUGCCAGACUACAUAAUGAUGGAUGCAAAAAUCUUGAGCUCGCCUCUCAGGCUACAAAAUCUGAUUAUAGAUCCUGUCUCCAUUCUUCUUAGCGUUCAUACAUCAGUACGACUGUAUUUAGCACUCGACCAUUCUCCGUUGUACUUCGGAACGUUUGACAGAAAAAAUUUGCUCACCACUCCUUACAGACUAGGAAAUGCAUUGACAAUGCAUUAUUUGUCUGGAGCUAUAUUCGGUGCUGGUUGGGUCGUUGGGUCUCUUGAAAUCCUUGGAUCGCCUGGUGGACUUGCACAGGCUUUGGGUUGUGGUCUCAGAGAUUUUGUAUCAUUGCCGUUUCAAGGCCUCUUACAUGGACCUUGGGGAUUUCUUGUUGGUGUCACGCACGGAUCUGCUAGCCUCAUGAAACAUGUCACUGCAGGUACAGUGAAUUCUGUUACCAAAUUGGCAUCAAGUGUAGCCAGAAAUUUGGACAGAUUGACCCUCGAUGUAGAGCACCUUCAACGUCAAGAGGAAUCUCGCAGAAUGCGUCCACAAGGCAUGGCCCAAGGCCUUUAUCAAGGCCUGACAGGCUUUGGGAUGAGCCUACUCGCUGCCGUCGCAGGGUUAGCUCAUCAUCCUCUACAGCAAGUGUGGUCAGGAGGAGCAACUACUAGAGGCCUUGUGACCGGAGUUGGUCUUGGAUUAGUAGGUGUAGUGACGAAGCCAUUAAGUGGUGCCGCGGAGCUUGUGGCUCUAACAGGUCAAGGAUUACUGCAAGGAGCCGGAUGGAACUCCCUGCCCUCUCCACGGCAGAGACCGGUUGUGCAAUACUCAAGCGGCGCCAACAAUGCUCCACUAAGAUACGCAUGGCGUCUUAUGCCACUCCUGGUAGCAAGUCACGACAAUAUUUUGCACACGAUAAAUGCUGAUCACGUCAUUCAUCAAGGUAGUAAUCAGGCGGUGACUUUGGUAUUGACAAGGAAUGCUCUGCUGGUAGUCAAUGUCGCCGAAGACACUACGGAAAAAGUAUUCACCCUCAACGAACUGACCAGCAUGGAUCAUCCUUCGGACACAACAAUGCUUUGCCUGCAUUGCCCUCCUACAGUUACACAGUCUGCAGCUCCUUCAUCGCCACGAGAAUACCGUGAGAUGGAUCAGGAAAUGAGAGCAAGAGUCGAGGAGUUUGUUCGAACCAGUAGCACUGGUUUAGCCAGUUUGCCUACGGACAGUGACGCGCAAUCGGAUAGUUCUGAACCCAUAAUACCUGUUGCUGAUAACACCAUUACAUUCUACGUUUCGCCUGAAUCACGAAACUAUUUUCUUUCUUUGUUGAAUGUCACCAAAAGACAAAGCCAGGGAAAAGGAUUUCAGGUCUUAUAGGGGACAUUUGAUUGGAUAAUUGAAGUAUUUCUGGAAAAUAUAUCUUCGGAUAUCGAUUUAAUAGCUGUUUGCAAAGCCUGUGGUAACAAGAGUUACAUUAUACAUAUGUAAUUUAAAAAGCAUUGUUUGGAAUGUAAAUUUUGUAAAUUUUGGUCGGAAUAUUUGACCAGAGAUUGUUGUAAUAUAUCGUACGAAAAAUAUGGCCGUUUGGCACAAGAAUUUAUUAAGCUCAAAUAACUGUAUACUUUACGUUUUUCAUCAUUCCGAAACUAAAAUUACUAUGUAAGUCGAAAAUGAUUUAUUGUCAGCAAUCGUGGUGGUUGAAUAAAAGAAAUAAGAAAUCAUCAUUUCCUCAUUUCAAAAACAAUAUUUUUACUCGGAAUAGUGUUUUAAACUAAAUUAAACAGUUAUUGUAGAGAGAAUCGAUUGCUAGUCGAAUGAUUUUCUGUGAUACAGACUUCAAUCAUUUUACACUUAUUAGUUUCUUAGUCACUAAUAACAUCAAAUAAUUGUAUAGAUAAAUGAACAGUUCAUUCAUUUGGAUUUGCCAGAAGAAAGUUGCAUUUAUAAAACAAAUCGCUUUUAAUUUGAUUGCAACAGGUCAGUUGAAACGACUAAUUGAUUUAAAACGUAUUAGGGUUCAUUCUACAAUUACAUGCUAUUUCUGAAUUACUGUGCAGAAGUUUCAUGGUGAUGGGUAAAAUUCAUAUGGCAUAAAAAGUCUUGGGCUUACUUUUUACGUCUGGAACAAGAGACGAGAUUGAAGUUAGUAACUUUGAGAUAAUUAAACAUGGGAAAUAAAAUGCUAUUUAUAACUUUAAAAUAACUUUGAAGCAGUAUUGAGCACAUCUGAAUUACAAUUUAUAUAUAAUUACAUUUCUAUUGCGUUUUAAUUACAAAUUACGUGUGUGAUUCGUAAUUAGAAAAAAAUUUAUAAAAAUUAUAUUUAGAUUUUGUAAUCAGGCCGAAAUAAAAUACAAAUUACAUUAAUAUUGCAUAUAUAAUUUGUAAUUAACUACAAUUUUCCCAUCACUGCUUUCGAAUAGGCGAGUUUGUAAAAUAAGAGUAUAUUUUACUUUAUUAUACGAUUUACUGAAUAGACAAUCACAAAGUUGCGAAAUACCGA